UUUGUAUUAGCCUAUUUUAAACCAGAUGUUGUUAGCUCUCUGUAGUUACAGCAGGCGGUUCUUCAGAAUAGUCGCAUCUAUUUCCCUUUGUUAAUUUGCCUGCGCUGCUUCUAUGCUAGAUGGGUUGAAUUAAUGUAGGAUAAUUAUAUUAUUGACCACAUAAUUAUCAAAAUUAUGAUUAUAUGUAAUGGCUGACGAGGUUGUGCUUUGUAUUGUCCGCCAAUAUUUCAACAGUUCUAUUUGCCGACGACGAAGGGUUAAAGAGGCGCAGUCGCCACCACUGGUAAGCAGAAGUCAUCAAUGUUGAGCGCACAGACCACUCUCCUCCAGAGCGAUCACACCUCAACGAACUAUUACGGACGUUACCCUACGUUUUCUUCAACUAGACUACUGGUUUCUCUCUGUUGCUUCCAUCGGGUGCACGGACACAGGGAAGAAUAAGGCCAGGAGGAGAGAAAAAAAGGACGCAACUAUGGCAAAACCAAGGUUCCUUGGCAGGCUGACCGACUCCCCCUCCCCAGAGUCUGCAAUGACAAAUGAGAAGAAGUAACCUCUCGUCUUGCAAUUCACCUGAGAGGAUAUCAUUUUUGACAGUUCAAGGGACGUAAACAAACACGGGCUCCUCUCCUUGGAAACUGGAAACUGUCUCGCGAUCCCCCCCAAAUAAAGUGGACGCUCAUUUCUAGAACGCUACUUUUCACUUAAAGGACUGUCCACUUGGUCCAUCUCAUGAAGUUACAAAAACGUAGGUCGGGGAUUACAGUAUUUAUUAUUCUAUGACGAGGACACAGUGAAUGUCGUCCGUUUGUCGGGACUCAUCGACGUAGAGGUCAGCAUUGGCGACAGAAAGUCCAAUAACUCCAGUGGGAUAGCGUUCAGCAAAGAUGCCAGUUCGAAGGGGUCACGUGGCACCACAGAAUACUUUCCUCGAUACCAUCAUUAGGAAAUUCGAUAGUCAAAGUCGUAAGUUCAUCAUUGCCAAUGCCCGGGUGGAGAACUGCGCCAUCAUAUUCUGCAACGAUGGCUUCUGUGCCAUGUGCGGCUACUCGCGGGCUGAGAUCAUGCAGAAGCCCUGCACCUGCAACUUCCUGUACGGCCCUCACACCAAGCGGCUGGCCAUCGCCCAGUUGGCUCAAGCACUGCUGGGCUCGGAGGAGAGGAAAGUGGAGAUCAACCUCUACAGGAAGGACGGUGUGUGUUUCCUGUGUCUGGUGGAUGUGGUGCCGGUGAAGAACGAAGAUGGCCUGGUGAUCAUGUUCAUCCUCAACUUCCAGGUCAUUUCAGACGACAAACAGCCCAACCAGGACCUCAACCACAAGCUUCCCCCCUGGCUCCCCACAGGCCGGCCGCGUGGCUUCAAGCUCCGUCUGCCCUCACUUCGUUCCCUCAGCAACAGCAAAGCCUCUCUGGACGACCCAGAGACAGGGCGCCUCCCGGCCCCUGGCUACCCCAGCCACAAGUCCCUGGCUCUGGGAGAGCUGCUCUCCCUGCCCACAUUACCUCCGGGGCACAAGAGCUCCAGUAGCGCAGGCAGCAGGAGCAGGCCGGCCCUCCUGUGGCCCGAGGACCAGCGUGGCCUGCUGGGCUCAGAGCCUCCACCGUCCGCCGCCCCCUCCUCGCUGCCCCCCGGCCAGUCGCCAUCCCACAUCGCCCUCCAGACGCUCAACCCGGACGUCUCUCUGUCCAACUGCAGUCUGUCACACAGUCGCUCCCGCGAGAGCUUCUACAGCAUGCGGCGGGCGUCGUCAGUGGAUGACAUCGAGGCCAUGCGGCCGGCGUCAGACCGGAAAUACAGCACAGCCCAUCCCAUCCACAGCAGCACAGGGGCGGUGAACAACAAGUCCAACAUCCUCAACUCCACGUCGGACUCGGACCUCAUGCGUUACCGCACCAUCAGUAAAAUCCCUCAGAUCACCCUGAACUUCGUGGACUUCAGGGCGGACCCCCUGAUCACGCUGCCCGCGGGGGACAUGGACAUCAUAGCCCCCUGCAAGCUCAUCGACCGCACACACCACGUCACCGAUAAAGUCACCCAGGUGCUGUCGCUGGGUGCUGACGUCCUGCCAGAGUACAAGCUCCAGGCCCCUCGCAUCCACAAGUGGACCGUCCUCCACUACAGCCCCUUCAAGGCGGUGUGGGACUGGCUCAUCCUGCUGCUGGUCAUCUACACGGCUAUCUUGACCCCCUACUCCGCCGCCUUCCUCCUCAACGACCACGAGGAGGCAGCUAUGGUGAACUGUGGCUACUCGUGCUCGCCGCUCAACGUGGUCGACCUCAUCGUGGACAUCAUGUUCAUCGUGGACAUCGUCAUUAACUUCAGGACGACGUACGUCAACACUAACGACGAGGUGGUCAGCGCUCCACUGAGGAUCGCGGUCCAUUACUUCAAGGGCUGGUUCCUCAUCGACAUGGUGGCAGCCAUUCCCUUCGACCUGCUCAUCUACCGCAGCGGAGAGGAGACGACUACUCUGAUAGGCCUGCUGAAGACAGCCCGACUCUUGCGGCUGGUGCGCGUGGCGAGGAAGCUGGACCGCUACUCGGAGUAUGGCGCCGCCGUCCUCUUCCUGCUCAUGUGUACAUUCGCCCUUAUCGCCCACUGGCUGGCGUGCAUCUGGUACGCCAUCGGCAGCGUGGAGCGCAACGGCAGCAUUGGCUGGCUCCACACGCUGGGCGAGUCUUUGGGGAAACACUACAACGAGACGGUGCAGGGCUCGGGCCCUUCCAUAAAGGACAAGUACGUCACAGCCCUCUACUUCACCUUCUCCAGUCUGACCAGUGUGGGCUUUGGCAACGUCUCCCCCAACACCAACUCUGAGAAGAUCUUCUCCAUCUGCGUCAUGCUUAUCGGAUCUCUGAUGUACGCCAGCAUCUUUGGGAACGUGUCGGCCAUCAUCCAGAGGUUGUACUCGGGUACAGCGAGGUACCACACCCAGAUGCUGCGGGUCCGAGAGUUCAUCCGCUUCCACCAGAUCCCAAACCCACUGAGGCAGCGGCUGGAGGAGUACUUCCAACACGCCUGGUCCUACACUAACGGCAUCGACAUGAAUGCUGUGUUGAAGGGGUUCCCAGAGUGUCUCCAGGCUGACAUCUGCCUCCACCUCAACCGUACCCUCCUGGAGAACUGCAAAGCCUUCAAGGGCUCCACUAAGGGCUGCCUGCGAGCCCUGGCCAUGAAGUUCAAGACCACCCACGCCCCGCCCGGCGACACCCUGGUGCACGCCGGCGACGUGCUCACCGCCAUCUACUUCAUCUCCCGCGGCUCCAUCGAGAUCCUCCGAGGCGAUGUGGUGGUGGCCAUCUUGGGGAAGAAUGACAUAUUUGGCGAGCCCAUCAACCUUUACGGGCGAGCUGGGAAGUCUAACGCCGAUGUGAGAGCUCUGACCUACUGUGACCUCCAUAAGAUCCACAGAGAGGACGUCCUGGAGGUGUUAAACAUGUACCCCGAGUUCUCCGACCACUUCUGGAUGAACCUGGAGAUAACCUUUAACCUCCGGGAUACCAAUAUGAUUCCUGGCUCUCCAGAAAGUGACAACUCAGACUGUAUAGGAUUCAACAAACUGCGCAGACGCAAACUAUCAUUCCGGCGCCGGACAGAGAAGGAUGAUGCAGAUGCAGGAGAAAUUAAAAAGGAGAGAGACAAUAAACCACUACGGCGGAGACAGAAGGAGGCGGCCAGUAACCAGGGGGAGGGGCCUCUGAGCUCAGUGUCCUCCCACUCCAGUGGCGAUGAAGGGGAGGAGUCUGUGGUCACAUGCCCUGCCCCUCCAUCGGCUCUGCAUGAGAUGUCCCCGGCUCAGGCCACCACCCUGAACUUCAGCGACACUCCCGAGGGGGAGGGAGACCCAAAGGGGGGCAACACCUGCAAUGCACUCACAGGAGCAUUUUCAGGGGUGUCCAACAUCUUCAGUUUCUGGGGUGAGAGUCGGGGCAGUCGUGAGUACCAGGAACUGCCACGCUGCAGCCUGCCCUACCCUCCCCCUCUUAACACGCCCCUCAACAGCAUUGGCCGCAGGCAGCGCACCGAGCUGGAGAACAGACUGGACCUGCUGCAGAAGCAACUCAACAGGCUGGAAACGAGGAUGUCGACAGACAUCGGGGCAAUCAUGCAACUACUACAGCGUCAGAUGGCCCUGGUGCCCCCAGCCUACAGCACUGUGUCGUCUCCCCCUCAGGCCUCACCCUACCCUGGCCCUGGUCCUGGAGAGAGGCUGGUGCAGUCUGAGACACUGGCUUCCCUCUCACAGAUCUCACACCCCCAGGACUUUGAGGAGUUCCCCGGCAAGUUGUGUGACUCUCUCCGCAGCCCUGAUCAGCUGCACCCCCAGGACUCGCCUCUGGUCAGCCCCACCGAGACACGACGAGACACCACUGGGCUGGGCAGCUUAAUCCUGGACCUGGACCUGGACCUGGGCAGCCUGGAGCUAGAACUAGGGGCUGGGUCAGUGGCAGGGUUUGAGUCAGGGAUGCGGGCAGGUUCAGGGUUGGGGUCAGGGAUGCGGGCAGGUUCAGGGUUGGGGUCAGGGAUGCAGGCAGGUUCAGGGUUGGGGUCAGUGGAAGGAGCGAAUGGCCUGGACCCAGACACCCAGCGAAGGCUCUCUCUGCCUGAGCCACAGACGCCCCUGGACUCACAGACACCGCAGAGGCACAGCUCCGACCCUGGGGGGAGCUAAGGAGCGGUGAGGGGGAGGGAGGAGAAUAGGGACAGAGAGAGGGAAAGGAGGGGUAGCUCUGUUUUCCCUCUUUCCCAGUCACACAUCUCAUUGGGUCCGUUCCCUCAGUCCAGGCGUAAACAGACACACAUAAGGGGGCGUCCCUUUUCUCCCUUCAGCCUCUAAAACCUCACCUAUAGGCACUGAGUGUGUCUCACCUCUGACCUCUAACCUCUGACCUGAGGAGAAACCUUGUUUGGAGAGGGGGGGGAUGUCUCUCUUUUUCAGGGGUCCUUUCCCCUAUCCAGCUCCUAACAUUACCACAGCGUUACCAAACCCAGAGAGAGAGAGAGCGAGAGAGAGAGAGAGAGAGAGAGAGAGAGAGAGAGAGAGAGAGAGAGAGAAGCACAGCCCUUCUGAACUCAGUCCGGUCCAUUCUGGCCUACAGAUGACUACAGACCGCUCAGUCACAUGACUGGUUCUGUUAAGAAACGUCCCUUUACUGCUGUAUCCAGUACUGGAUUACCAUAAUGGGGAGGGGGAAAAACAAUAAUAAUUAUAUAAGUAGCCAUUAUGUUUUGCACUGAAAUUUACAGACAUUCUAUCUAACAUGUCCGUGACGCUUCCGAAAACUGGUUGGUUGGUGGACUGUAGUGUUAGCUGGCCUAACAGAAACUCUGGUGUCCUGUCCUGUCCCAUCAUUGGCCCCUUUUCCCUAAGGUCCUAAGAGCAUACUGGAUUGGCUGGUUUGCACCUCAGGGGUGGGGUUGGAGGAAGGGUUUAAAAGCCAUGACUUCUUUGAUGAACAUAUCAAAUCCCUACCAGAACCUUGUACAGAUUGCUAGAGAGGAGGAGUCUUUGUACAGUUCAAUAUGCAAACACUGGCGAGAGAGGAGUGUUGUAUCCUAUAUCUGUGUUGAUAACAUCAGAUUCAGGUUCCAAAGCUUUUUGCCCUAGUUUUGUCGGUAGUUCACAAAGCAUGGCUUAGUUUCCCCCUCUAACACCUGAAGAAGAAAAUGACCCACAUUUACCCGUCCAAAGGAUCUGACUACACAGCAAUACGCAGCCCCAGGAGAGAACACACUCCACACACGUUACAAUGUAGAUCCUCCAUCAUCUCCCCGUGUUGCUGUACUACCACAGGGGUCCUGUCUCACUCCCUCCCUCCACCUGUCCUUUCUCUGGGGAGAGUCUCUGCACAUGGUAGUUGAUGGCGGCCUACGAUACGCGGGGAACCUGAAGAUUGUAUUUAACCGCUUGCUGGUCUGAGCUUCUUAUUUAUUCAUUGGUUUUAGUCGUUUUAUGUUCUUUGUAGAUUGUACCAAAUAUGAUUUCUCGUUUUGCAGAAAGAAGAUGUACAGUUUAAACUUAUUUGGUGGAGGGAAUUGAAAUCAUAUUUUUUUUGUUGUAAAUGUGGACAGGUACCUCUCCCCACAUGUGUGUGUUUGUUUUAACAAAUGUUAUGUCAGUACAACCAUUAUAGAUGUUACUUGAGUAAUAUGACUGUUUGACAGGAGUUGCACUUUAUUAUUAUAAUUCUAAUGAUUAUUUACUCUUCAUCAACCCCGACCAGAGAUGUUAGCACUGAUGUCAGUGUUCACCCACUGGGCACAGACAUUAAUUCAACAUCUAUGUUGGUUGAAUGUAAUUUUGUUGACAUGACGUGGAAACAACAAUGAGUCAACCCAUGUGUGUCCAGUGAGCAGUAGGCUAAUAUUCUCAUCAGAUCUGAGAAGGGGUGGAGAGAAGGGGUGGAGAGCAGGGGUGGAGAGCAGGCAUGAGGUAUAGGGGGUGAGGAGAAGGGUGGAGAGCUAUUAGCUCCCAGAGUAAGAUUUAAACAGUGAGAGUUAAAGUGAGUCCCAAAGUGGUGAGUAGUGUUUGUGUGUAGUGUGUAUCCUGCACGGUGCAAACACAUUGUAUCUGUAUACAGGGAAGAAUAGAAGCAGGUGAGGUAGCUGGAGGAGGCAAAACAGUGUUUUGAAGUGAUGAGUAAUGAACAUUAAAUUACUAUAUAUAUUUAGCUUGUUAGAAAAAACUGAAUCACUAAGGCAAAGAAAUGUGUCAGGUUUCAGCUAAGACACGCAAGCAGGCACACACACACACAUGCUAUUAGGCGCACUGUUCACUGUUAAUCACUGUUAGUAAUAUCUUUGCAUGUACAAAGUGCAGUAAAACCUGUGUUAGUGAAUUGGAAGACAGAUAAUGCAUGAGUUGUGCUUUGGGAUAAUGCAUUUUAGUGUUGAACCAAAGCAACUGAAGGGAAGCAAUUACUGUAUUCUGCAUUGAAUUGAAUGGAAUGGGAACAUUGAUAAAGAGAUGGUUUUUGAUCUAAGGAGGCCAUUUAAGCUGCCUGAAGUUAAAAGCAGAGUCGAAGCGCCGAGACCAAAAGAGCCCUCUUUUCAACUGAGCUUAUUUACUGUGUCCAGUUCCAUCACUGCACUGAGCUUAUUUACUGUGUCCAGUUCCAUCACAGCACUGAGCUUAUUUACUGUGCCAGUUCCAUCACUGCACUGAGCUUAUUUACUGUGUCCAGUUCCAUCACAGCACUGAGCUUAUUUACUGUGCCAGUUCCAUCACUGCACUGAGCUUAUUUACUGUGUCCAGUUCCAUCACUGCACUGAGCUUAUUUACUGUGUCCAGUUCCAUCACUGCACUGAGCUUAUUUACUGUGUCCAGUUCCAUCACUGCACUGAGCUUAUUUACUGUGUCCAGUUCCAUCACUGCACUGAGCUUAUUUACUGUGUCCAGUUCCAUCACUGCACUGAGCUUAUUUACUGUGUCCAGUUCCAUCACUGCACUGAGCUUAUUUACUGUGUCCAGUUCCAUCACUGCACUGAGCUUAUUUACUGUGCCAGUUCCAUCACUGCACUGAGCUUAUUUACUGUGUCCAGUUCCAUCACUGCACUGAGCUUAUUUACUGUGUCCAGUUCCAUCACUGCACUGAGCUUAUUUACUGUGUCCAGUUCCAUCACUGCACUGAGCUUAUUUACUGUGUCCAGUUCCAUCACUGCACUGAGCUUAUUUACUGUGCCAGUUCCAUCACUGCACUGAGCUUAUUUACUGUGCCAGUUCCAUCACUGCACUGAGAAUCUUCAAUGGCAGUAAACAGUGACGCAACAAGAUGCCAACGAGGACAACAAAAAACUACCGUAGGCCAAUAUCUUCAAUUUCUUAAACAAUUGUUGAGCUCUUGCUGUGUCGCUGUUACAACCAUUGAAGAUGCUCAGUGCAGUGAUGGAACUGGACACAGUAAAUAAGCUCAGUGCAGUGAUGGAACUGGACACAGUAAAUAAGCUCAGUGCAGUGGUGGAACUGGACACAGUAAAUAAGCUCAGUGCAGUGGUGGAACUGGACACAGUAAAUAAGCUCAGUGCAGUGAUGGAACUGGACACAGUAAAUAAGCUCAGUUGAAAAGAGGGCUCUUUUGGUCUCGGCGCAUCGACUCUGCUUUUAACCUCAGGCAGCUUAAAUGGCCUACUUAGAUAGUGACAAGUCUCCUUUUGUACAGUUUCACAGUCAAGCCAACCCUCCCAGAACAUAGACUUCCCACACUAUAGGAUGUUAUAUUGUUCCUCAAUCAUCACAGAACUGCCUAAUGUCUAUAUACCAUCUACAAUAGUUUUUAGUCACCUAACCUCUGUCUUGAAGGAUAUUCCCAACACUUUAGAAUGCAAUUUAUAUUUUGCAUUCUUCAUCAUCCUAAUGUAGACUGAUUGGGUUUAGGUGUAGAUCUAGGGGGAUUAAGUUGUCUAUCUUAUAACAUAGCUACAGUAUAACCCAAAAAAUACUGAAAUGUAUGAAAGUUGUCAUAGAAAGCUCAAACAAGGAAAUGUUAUUAGCGUCCAGUGAAAUGUGCCCACCCACUGGGAUGUGUCAUGGUGACUUAGUGAAUGGAUCUCACAUUUUAGCAACCUACACCAAAGAUGAUCUAUUAUAUUGACAAGAGUGACCGCUAUAAUAAUGGAAAUACAUGUCCUCAAAGAUGGAAGGCAGGCGGGAGGAGGCGAGAUCAGGUGGGACCAUUCUAGCCAAUGAGAGGGAAGAUACACACGUGAACAACAAGAACAACUUCCAUACAAAAUUGUUUGAUAUCAGUGCAUUCGUAACAACCUACCAAUCACAAAACUUCUAUUUGAUCAAUUAAGCCUCACAUAGCAAAUAAGUUAUUCAACUUUUUGUUGACCAAAUUCAACACUCAUUGACCACCAAACAAAAAUUCCUCACUUCGUGGUCUUACUUUCUUGGACAGAUUUUGGGUGGAGUAAACCCUCUCGCUUCGCAUCCUCUUUGCCUACACACACACACACACACCUCUGUUACACAAGCCUCUGGCACCUCUCACAUUUGGCAGAGCACUUUUCAGCUCUUUUCAACUUUAUAGUAUGUUAUAUAAUUAUUAUGCUGCAUCAUUGGCACAGGUCCCGAAUGUGUAGAUAUUUUGAGCAGUGGGGUUUUUGGUGAAGUUUACACUGGAUUGCUCUUUCCCGCCUCCCCCCUUGUACAUAAGAACAUGUUGUAAAGGAAUACAUUCUUGGCACCCAUAUAGCCAGCACUAUGCAGACAUUUCUUUGGCAUGCUUUGAAAUGCAGAAAAACUGUAGAGGAAACAACAUAAAGUCUGUUCAACAUUUUAACCAUGUGAAUAAAGAUGUUAAUAAUAUUGUUCAUAAUAAUGACGAUGAGGAGUAUAAUGAUAAUGAACAAGACGACUUUAAUAUUGUGCACAUUUUAUUUGCAUGCUGCACUGAGAAUCUUUUCAGAAAUGAGAGGGUGGAUGUACAAGGAAGGCAGCUGAUUUUGGGCUGUGUGUUUGUGGCUGUGUAGAGUAAUACACUGUAUACUUCCGGGUCAUGGAAGAGUAACAUAUACUGUACUUCCUGGUCAUGGGAGAAAGGGACACUGAAAAGUUACAAGAUAGUGUAACGUUAUGGAGGAUACAUGUGCGGGGCUAUGGCCAGCUCUGCCACAGUUGGCUUUCAGACCAGGGACUAUGAAUAAUAAUACAUUUCUAGCCUGACCAUGUUGGAGUGCAUCGCCUAUGUCACCCUGUUCAUAUCAGACACUACAGGAAGCUAGAAGACAGAAGCAGCUCCAGGUCUUGAUUGUGUGAUAGCGUUAUACAUGGUUGACUUUAUAUAACAUUUCAAAUAUUUAUUUCAAUAAACCUC
Messenger RNA from Oncorhynchus tshawytscha (Chinook salmon), 9816 nucleotides. It is a transcript of the gene kcnh2b, whose product is annotated as potassium voltage-gated channel, subfamily H (eag-related), member 2b. Gene Ontology annotation, cellular component: membrane. The coding region runs from base 885 to 4670 and encodes 1261 amino acids. The record is from RefSeq and is a predicted model, not a curated record. The transcript is spliced from 15 exons. Gene Ontology annotation, biological process: potassium ion transmembrane transport; regulation of ventricular cardiac muscle cell membrane repolarization; regulation of heart rate by cardiac conduction. NCBI's taxonomy places the organism in Eukaryota, Metazoa, Chordata, Actinopteri, Salmoniformes, Salmonidae. Gene Ontology annotation, molecular function: inward rectifier potassium channel activity.